AUAAGAGUUUGCCCUUUUUCAGAGGCAGCCAGUCUGCUCACAACAGACCAAGAGGUUUCUGCCUUUGGGGCUUAUCGUGAUGGUCUACCAGAAUACACACUUGAUGAUGUGUCCAAACAUGCAUCUGUGAAAGAGAGGGUGUGGGCAUACAGACAUGGCGUUUAUGACAUCACCGAUUUUAUCCAGGAACAUCCAGGUGGCGACAAAAUCCUUAUGGGUGCAGGAGGUUCUGUUGAACCUUUCUGGGCCCUGUAUGCUGUUCACAAAAACCCACAUGUGCUGGAGUUGUUUGAGAAGUACAGAAUUGGAAACUUAUCUUCAAGUGAUGUUGGUGCACAUGUUAAAGACAUGGAUGACCCUUAUGGUAAUGAGCCUCGUAGACAUGUCGCCUUAAAGCCUUCAUCGAAAAAGCCUUUCAACGCUGAACCUCCUCUGCCUUUACUUGCCGACAAUCUGAUUACACCAAAUGAGCUCUUCUAUGUCCGAAACCACCUGCCAGUCCCAGACGUAGAUGCCUCGACCUACGAGUUGGACAUCACUGAUGAAGAGACUGAUAAGGAGAAAGUCCUUACACUGGAUGCCAUCAAGAAGUACCAGCACACAGUGACCGCCACAAUACAAUGUGCAGGAAACCGUCGUUCAGAAAUGACAAGAGUGAAAGCUGUUAAAGGAUUGAGCUGGGGCCAAGCAGCUAUUGGAAAUGCCAAGUGGAGUGGAGCACGACUCUGUGAUGUGCUCAAGGAUAUGGGCAUAGAGCGAGACACCACAGAUGCUUUACAUGUACAGUUUGAGGGGCUGGAUACAGAUCCUGCAAACAUGCCGUAUGGUUCAAGUAUACCCAUUGAGAAAGCGCUAGACCCCUACGGAGAUGUUUAUCUGGCAUAUGAGAUGAAUGGUGAAACCAUACCGAGGGAUCAUGGCUACCCUAUCAGGGUUAUAGUACCUGGGGUUGUGGGUGCUAGAAAUGUAAAGUGGCUGGGUAAAAUUAUUAUAUCUAAGAAAGAAUCAGAUGCCCACUGGCAGCAGAAUGACUACAAAGGCUUUGCCCCAAAUGUUGACUGGGACACGGUUGAUUUCAAGAAAUCUCCCGCUAUUCAGGAACUGCCAGUUAUCUCUGCUAUUUGUGAGCCACUAGAAGGAGGGACGGUGAAGGUCAAAAAUGGCAAGGUCAAGCUGAGAGGCUAUGCAUGGAGUGGAGGCGGAAGGAAGAUCAUCCGUGUGGAUGUGUCUGCUGAUGGAGGCAAGACGUGGCAAGCAGCAGACCCGUUAGAGUCAGAUGAGUCACGUCACCCACGUGCCUGGGGAUGGUCACUCUGGUCAGCUGAGGUUCCUGUGAGCAAGAAGUCAGGAGAGGUCCAGCUCUGUGUCAAAGCAGUGGAUUCUCAGUACAACACCCAGCCGGAGAAUUUUGAAAACAUCUGGAACCUGAGGGGUGUCCUUGCCAAUGCAUACCACAGAGUCAAUAUUAAGAUUGAACAGUGAGAAGGCUGUUUUCUGUUAUGUUUGGGAGAUUAUGGGAGGGGUUAGCUUGUGGUUGAAUAAAACGAAGCAAGAUAGGUUUGCUGAAGGUCUUCCAAGAGUUAGAGGGUUGGGUAAGUGGGUAAAAAGGUGGUCGGUAAAUAGUGAUAAUUUAAAGAUUUUAAGGUGUCCCCCUUGUGAUGAUUUGACGAAAAAGAAAAAUAAUGUGUGGAUGUGUGUGAAAGUUGUAGUCUUUGUUAGUAUGCAAACAUGCAAUACUAUUAAAUAAUUUAACAUGGUUUUACUAGUCUUGACUUAAGUAAGACUAACAACUACCCAGUGAUAACUGUAAUGGUGAUUUCAGGAAGUAAAAACAAGAUUUUGUUAAAUUGCCAUUGAUGCUAAGGAAUGAGAAGGAAUCAGGAUUACCUUCAGAUUUCAAACUUCCAGAAAGUUAUAUUUUGAUAUGACAGCCCAUUUGCAGCUGAAUGGAUUAUAUAGGAAUAGCUUGUAAACAGUGACUUUGAAUAUAUGUCUUUAUAUUCCAAAGGAUAAAUGCUAAAACUAGUAUAACAGAACUUCAUUUAUUAAUAUUUACAAGCAAAGCUUUGUAUUAUUCAACUAGUUUAUAUUACAGGAAGGGACUGAGUCCUUUAAAAACAACAAAACAGAGAGAAAAUAUCCUUUAGAUAUUUGUAAAGAGAUAAUUAUUUUGAGUUUCCCCUUGGAUUUUUUAAUUCAUUGAAUAAUCUAAGAGGAAUUAAAUUAUGGAUCUACACCCCAUAGCAUUGUGUUAAGCAAUUGUGAUCUGUAAUAAAAAAAAAAGUAUAUUACGAGCUUGUGAAUAGAGACCUCAUUUGAGAUUGUAUCCUAGUCAGGCGGAUAAUAUGAGAUUGAAAUGAGAUUUCAAAAAAAACGAAAUAUUAUUCAGAUAUUGCACAGAAUAUUAAAGAAUAUUGUACUACUCAGGCUAGGCUUAGUGACAGACUUUCAGUUUUGAAGUGGAAGUAAAGCUUUCGAUAUAUGAUAUUUUUACUUAUUUAUUUUUAGCCUUUUUAACCCACAGGUGCCGGGUACAUGCAUUGCCCACUGUAGUUUUGUUUACAUCUAGCUACAUGGUUUCACAAAGACCUAAUCACACAGAUGUUAGUUACUAAGUCUACUUGGCCUCACCUGUUUACCCCAUGCUUUAAGUUUUAUUCCAUUUAUUUAUUUAUUUAUUUAAAUUUCUAAUACUGUUAUAAUUGAUAUUUUUGUUGCUGUUCUUAAAAGCAUUAUUAAUAUUGAUAAGGAAUGGUGUAAAUAGUGGAAAUCAGAUAGACCUCGCAAGUGAUUCCUCGAUGACUAAGAACUUCUGGAGUCAUACAUGAAAAAAAAUUAUAAACUAAAAUCAUAGUGGACUGGACUUGUAUGUAUUCCUGGCAUCAGAUAACUAAAAGAAAUAUGCUUAGAGAUUUCCAACUCAAGCAACAUUUUAUUUAGCCAUGAUUCGGUCAUACAUGUUGGAAGAAGACAAUAAAUAAUCUUAAUACUAUAGAAUUGCAGACCAUUAUAAAGUGAGUUUCAUGAGACUGUUGAUAGGGAGUUGUAGCACAACAUUGUACUUCAGGUUUGCUUCUUAGAUAUGUUUGAUAUAAAACUCUCCACCUCUCCUCUUUCCUUCCAGUUUUUUAGACACUUAUAGUUGAUAUAAUUUCAAUGCACACUCCCCUCCAUUCUGAGUUAAACUUCAGAGCAUUGCCAAAUUGUGAACCGCCAAUUUCGAAUCCCCUAUCCAAAACACAUACCCCAUAUACAUGUUGGCAUGGGUUUUGGAUGCAAGAGUCAAAAACAGCAGUUCAUAUGGUGUCUGUUUGUGAAUUGCCACAUGUAAUUUUUUUUUCUAAUGCAAACCAUUAUAUCAUUACUGCUAUCUUCCCAUUUUGUAAUAUCAUGUUUGCUUGUUUGUUUAUUGUUAAUAUUUUUUUUGUGAUGGGUUUGCUUCUGCAUUUUUGUUGGGAGUUCUGUUGGCAGACAAACACCCAUGGUUUUAGCUCUCAUUUAUUCUUUAGCUGUUAUUGACUUGAAAGUUUAUAUUUUAUUAUAUGGAUGUGAACACCCUUGUAUAUUACAAAUGCACAUAUGGUAAAAUGACUUAUGCACCUGUGUAUAUGUUAAUGCAUCAAGAUAUGUAUUUUAAUGUAUGUACAUACAAAGGAUAAUGUGUAGCUGGAAAUUUUAUGAAAGAGUGAUUUUCAUGCAUAUUAGGAUCAUUGUGCUAAAAUCAAAAUACAAUUCCACUGAAUUAUUUUUUUCUCCAAAAUAUAUUUGUCUACUGUACA
Penaeus vannamei (Pacific white shrimp) is the source of this 3779-nucleotide messenger RNA. Lineage: Eukaryota; Metazoa; Arthropoda; Malacostraca; Decapoda; Penaeidae. The record is from RefSeq and is a predicted model, not a curated record.